Priapulus caudatus is the source of this 2759-nucleotide messenger RNA. Its product is annotated as protocadherin-9-like. Lineage: Eukaryota; Metazoa; Priapulida; Priapulimorpha; Priapulimorphida; Priapulidae. Gene Ontology annotation, cellular component: plasma membrane. Gene Ontology annotation, biological process: homophilic cell-cell adhesion. Gene Ontology annotation, molecular function: calcium ion binding. The record is from RefSeq and is a predicted model, not a curated record.
GUGCGUGCGCGCAGGCGAGCUAGCGGCAGUAACAAGCUUGUCGUCAUAGACGCUGCACGCACGGGUCCGCUAGCGCGUCCUGCCACCACCGCAGCAGCAGCAGCAGCAGCAGCCUCGUAUAUACUACGCGCGCGCACGACACAAGCAGCUACCGUGCUUACCGUGAAAGAUGCUUUCCCUCAACAACAACAACAACGAUUAAGACUCGCGUGCGGAGAAUUUCUCUCCCCGCGUGCGCGCGUGCGCGUGUGUGUGUGCAGUGCGCGGAAAAAAAGACACACGCGGCCGUUCGUGUCGCCCGAAGGAUAUAACUUCUUCUCGAUAUACUUCUACCGUGUUCUCAGCGGCAGUGUUUUAUGCGUGCGCGUGCCUCGCACGCUCAUUGACGAUAAGUGGCACGCGAGACGAACGGACGGCCGAGUCAAGAUGAGCAUCGGAUUUUCGAACGCGCGCAGAACGACGAGGAUGACGACGCUGACGGUGGCGACGACGGUGAUGUUGCUGCUGUCGCUGCACGCCGACCGCGGCUCGGCGGCCGAGAUCGUCACGUCCGUCUACGAGGAACAACCGAUCGGAACGUACGUGACGAGCGUGCGCGGCGUUCUGAACGUGUCCAAUCGCAUGAACAACGUCAAGUUUAGCAUCCUGUCGACGCCGAACCGCGUCGAGCUGUUCAAGAUCGACGAGACGGGGAACAUCACGACGGCCGACAUCAUCGACCGCGAGCGGCUGUGCGGCGACGCGCCGACGUGCGUGCACAGCUUCGACGUCGCGCUCAUGCCGAUGCAAUACUUUGAGAUCGUGCGCGUCAAGGUGGACAUCGUCGACGUCAACGAUCACGCGCCGCACUUCGCGCGCGACGAGAUACACAUGACGAUACCGGAGAACGCGCCCGUCGGCCAGACGUUCGUGUUGGAGAGCGCCGCCGACGCCGACGUCGGCGAUAACGGAGUGCAGUCGUACGAGAUCGAGUCGGAUAGCAAGCAGUUCGGCUUGAAGAUCAGCGAGGAGGAGGUUUUCGGCCUGCAGAUGGCGCUCGAUAUUCAGGCGCCGCUGGAUAAAGAGACGGGGACGACGCAUCAGGUAACCGUCAUCGCCAGAGACCACGGCCGACCUCCCAAGUCCGGUCGGCUCGUCAUUCACAUCAAGCUGGUCGACUCGAACGACAACGGGCCGAAAUUCGAGCAGGCCAACUACGAGAUCAUCGUCGUCGAGAACAUCGCUCCGGGAACGACGAUCUUACGCGUCACAGCCGACGACUCCGACGACGGCGACAACGGUCGGCUCACCUACUCGCUGUCGGCGCGCAAUAACGCGCAGGUUGCCGACACGUUCGCGAUCGAGGCGGCGACGGACGAGCUGUACGUGACGGGAGUGAUCGACUACGAACGGUCGGCGACGUACUAUGUCUACGUGCAGGCGACCGACCUGGGCGAGAUGCCGCUAGCUGGGGUCAGUCUCGUGACGAUCCACGUCAUUGACAUCAACGACAACCGGCCCGUCAUCAACGUCAAUCUGCUGUCGGCUGAGGACGAACACGCGCGGGUUUCCGAGCGCGCCGUCGGGUCAUUCGUCGCCAAGGUGUCAAUCAUCGACGCCGACAGCGGAGAGAACGGGCGAGCGACGGGCGAGAUCCUGCCGCCAGGUAACGCUUACUUCGUCAUGAAGCCACUGUUUAUCAACGAGUACAUGCUCGUUACGUCGCGACUUCUCGAUCGCGAACAGAUCUCCGAUUUUAACCUGACGAUCAGAGUCGAGGAUAAGGGCGCGCAGGCGCUUGGCGCCACCGCCGUACUCCGGGUAGAAGUACUCGACGAGAACGACAACCGGCCGCACUUCAACCAGUCGCUGUACGUCGCCGAGAUUCGCGAGAACAACCUCAUCGGCGGGUUCCUGCAGAAGCUGGCCGCUACCGACCGCGACGCGGGCGACAACGCUCGCAUCGUCUACUCCGUACAGCCGCCGUACGACAACGUGUUCCACGUGAAUCCGAACACGGGCGUGAUGACGGCGCGAAAGCAGUUCGACCGUGAAGAGACGCCGUCGAUCGACGUCACCGUCAUGGCGUCCGACCGCGGCGAGCCGCCGCUCAGCGCGUCGACGAUCGUCAGGGUCGUCUUCAAGGAUGAAAACGACAACUCGCCGCUGUUCGAUAAGCACUCGUAUCGGUUUGUUAUCAACGAGAACCAGCCUGUGUCGAGUUUGAUCGGAAACGUGCUGGCGACGGACCGCGACGCCGGCGACAACGCCGACGUCGUCUACUCGCUCGGCAGCCUUGUUUCGGAGUUCAGCGUCGAUCGGAAGCUGGACCGCGAGAAGGUGCACACGUUCCGCUUCGUUGUCGUGGCGACGAACGCCGACGCCGAAGAUCGCUACGACGAGGCGAACGUGACGGUGGUCGUCGACGACACGAACGACAACAUGCCGACGAUCACGUUCCCGUCCGGCAGCGACAACGUCGUCUUCCUACCAGAGUCGGCGACGGCCGGCGCCUUCGUCUGCACCGUCGUCGCAUUCGACGAGGACCGCGGCGCCAACGGUAAACUCGACUACGACAUCAUGGACGGAAACGGCGCCGGUCUGUUCGGGAUCGACCGGAAGUCCGGCGACCUGACGAUCGCGUCGAUGCUGAAGCCGGAGUGGGUCGGCCUUCACANCUCAUUCUCAAGGUCAGCGACCGAGGUCAUCCGCAGAACGUCGCCAUGGCGGCGCUCAACGUCAUCAUCCAUCCGAACAACAUGACGGCCAACGAGACGCUG